AAUAUGUCCACUCCAAUAGUUUUUAAAAAUUUGCAGAAAUGAAAUUCUUUUAAGUAGUUAGGAUGGAUUCUUGCCUGCCUGCAUCUGGGUGAAGUUGCUGGUUUACAGUUACCUUCCAAAAAAUCCCUCUACAGGUAAUCUGUCAUAUCAAGCAAAUGGGGUUGACAUUUUCAGAGCAGGGACCAGGGAGGUUUGCAAGCAACAGUUUGCUCCAAUACCAACUGAUCAAUUAUCUGACCAGAACUUUGUACAUUCGCAACUUGGUAUCCAAGCAGAGGAGGAGAAUGCUUGUUGGUGGUUAUGAUCUUGACAUGUCAUUCAUCACAGGCCGUUUACUGGCCAUGUCUUUCCCUGCAGAGCGUAUGCAAGCCAUAUUUCGUAAUCCUCUCUGGCAAGUGAAGGAUGUGCUGGACAUGAGACAUAAUGGGCAUUAUAAGGUCUAUAAUCUCCGUGUCGAAGAAAGUUAUGAUCCAUUGCAUUUUCAUGGUCGUGUGGAGACGUUUCCAUUUGAUGACCACCACAUUCCACCUCUGCAGACUAUCAAGCUCUUUUGCAAAAACGUGCAUUCAUGGCUAUCAUCUCAUCCAAAGAACAUUGCUGUUGUGCACUGCAUGGCUGGCAAAGGUAGGACAGGCUUAACGGUAUGUGCCUAUUUAGUUUACACUGGCAUGUCAGCAGAGGAAGCUCUUAAGCUGCAUGCAGAUAAACGAACCACCAACAAUGAAGGAGUGUCAAUUCCAAGCCAACGCCGUUAUGUGGGGUACUGGGAAAGUUUACUUGCUUUCACAAGGGGAGUUGAUUAUAGACCUCCUUAAGUGAACUUACCUCAACCAUGUAGCAGAGAAUUGAAGCGAAUUCGUCUCUAUGACAUUGUUAAGGCAGUCUUCUUUAUGGUUUCAGAACUGCAAGAGGUUACUGGUCAACUAUACCGGCCAUCCCUGGAAGUUGCUAGGAGUUGCUGCAGACAAAUCAAGAAAGGAUAUCAGAGAACGAACAGCCCUCGUUACUAUCUCUCCUUUGGCAACAAUGAUCAACAAGGGACGAAAUCAGAGCAAGGUGAACGCUGUGUUGUAGUUCAAAUGGACACAGAGAGCCCCGUACUCUACCAGAAGGCCUGCCUGGAUUACAAUUUUGACAAACCACUAAAAGUCACUGGAGAUGUGCACAUAAUCUUCUACCAAAAGUCGAUGGGAGGCCGUCUGUUCUAUACGUGCUUCAACACUGCUUUCAUUAGGAACAGCUUGCUGCAGUUCACUGUAAGUAAUUUGGAUAAAAUGGGGCACAAGGGGAAAUCGAUAUGUGGUCCUGCCUUUGGUUUGGAGUUGCUGUUUGGGCCUGCUAAUGCAGAGCACUCAUUUCAGCCUACAUUGGAUGAUGAUGAUUUGCUUUAA
Molecule: messenger RNA, 1391 nt
Organism: Vitis vinifera (wine grape)
Lineage: Eukaryota; Viridiplantae; Streptophyta; Magnoliopsida; Vitales; Vitaceae
Product: phosphatidylinositol 3,4,5-trisphosphate 3-phosphatase and protein-tyrosine-phosphatase PTEN1
Biological process (GO): phosphatidylinositol dephosphorylation; protein dephosphorylation
Cellular component (GO): cytosol
Molecular function (GO): phosphatidylinositol-3,4,5-trisphosphate 3-phosphatase activity; protein tyrosine phosphatase activity
Source: RefSeq, a predicted model, not a curated record